Messenger RNA from Cylicocyclus nassatus, 1569 nucleotides. NCBI's taxonomy places the organism in Eukaryota, Metazoa, Nematoda, Chromadorea, Rhabditida, Strongylidae. The record is from the annotation of a GenBank genome assembly.
GUUUGAAUGGACUCAACUGUUUAAUUCAGAGUCAGCAAGAAUCUGCUCAUAUUGGACAGAAAACUACGGAUCUGAAUAUAGAAUGACCACUGAAGAAUAUGAGUUGGAUUACGACGAAGAACCAGUUGUCGAACAACACGCGUCUUCCACCAAUCCAACAGACGAUGGACCAUCUACCAAGGAGAUCUUCGGAAUAUCUCGUCCCCCAGUUGCUCAGUUGUCGCAAGAGGACAUCGAUUGCCUCUACCGCGAGUUGCGAGUCACAAAAGAGAGCCACAACGUACGGGUGGUGUUUGUGAAAGGGACGGACGACAUGACUCGAUUCGCCGUGGAAAAAAUUUUUGCUGAGUAUCAUCCAUGCCGUGUAGAAAUCCUAGACAAGUCUUCGGCCCUCAUCAGUUUUGCGAGUCGAGCCGACUGCGUCAGGAUGAUGAUUGGAAUGACAAAACCUCUUCGACGGUAUCGAGCCACAAGAGCUGCAGAAGACGGGGAGCUGACAGACUCAGACGGUGAAGAGGAAGAAGGACAAAUUAAGCAUGAAAAAGGCGACGAUGUGGCUCUGGUGGCGCAUAGUGGAGAAACAUCGAAACGAAUAACACAAGAUGCUGUGGAGGUGGAUGUGGACGCCAUAGAUAUCCCUAGUGGACGAUGGAGGGUUGUUACAUCACAUGUGCCGGAGCGACGUUUCAUGAUCGCGAAAUUCGCAACAAAUGCUGAAAUCGCCGAAGCUCGAAAAAUCGUUGCUAAUGCAGAAGAGGAUAUAAACCGAAAGCGAAGAAAGGAUGUAGAUGACCAGGGUUUCGCUUACACAUGGUCAACGGAGCAAAAAGUGAGACCUGGUCUCAAUGUUUUCGACGAGAAGGGUAACGAACUGGAAUGGGAUUACGAACACGAUACGAGGUUUUACGAUGAUCCAAACGCUGAAAUGGACAAAGACGACAAUAAACCUGCUGAUACUGACUCUCCAGCACCUCAAGCCAAAGUUGUCAAGGGACGAGGAGCAAAGAAAGGCUCGCAACUAUACAAUGGCAUCGGACAUACAUUAGCAUCGGAUGAUCUCGACAACUCCGCCCCCAAACGGCGUCGGUUAGCCGGUCGACUUGCGAACGUCGAUCACGAUGAGGACGAGAGCGACGACGAAGCAUGGCAACGAACGCCGUCCACCCCCACUCCGCAGCCAUGGGAUCGACUCAAAGGCCGCCUCGCGAACAGGGUGACACGACAAAGCUGAACCGGUCGAAGAGACUGAAUGUUUUUGAUGCCCAGCGCGGUAACCUUAAGCCACACAAACCGCCUGUGAAUCUGCUUCAGUGGAACCCCUUUGACUUCCCUAGUAUGGAUCUCUUUCAUUCUUAGAAAUCACGAUGGUCACUCAUAUUUUUUUGUUUUUGUCAGGGCUUGUAUUAGGGUUUUGAAAAUUCUUUCUGUAUGUGGUUGCCGUAACGUAACGUCAAUAUUUAUCGUUUUUAUUCAUCCAUUCUUAAGGGGUAAACAUUUUUUAGACUGAAUGUUUAACGUUUUCAUUCACAUUUUUUUAACCGUCUUUUUGCAUUUUUGUAAAGUUUCCAG